Molecule: messenger RNA, 1345 nt
Organism: Coregonus clupeaformis (lake whitefish)
Lineage: Eukaryota; Metazoa; Chordata; Actinopteri; Salmoniformes; Salmonidae
Product: glucose-6-phosphatase catalytic subunit 1-like
Exons: 5
Coding region: 11-1078 (355 amino acids)
Biological process (GO): gluconeogenesis; glucose 6-phosphate metabolic process
Cellular component (GO): membrane
Molecular function (GO): glucose-6-phosphatase activity
Source: RefSeq, a predicted model, not a curated record
GAGAGCAGCCAUGGAUACUGUCCACGCCUAUGGGGUUAGCGCCACACGAUACCUCCAGACUCACUACAGGGACACUCAGAGCUGGUUCCUGUUUGUUUCCAUGGCAGCCGACCUGCGGAACACCUUCUUUGUCUUCUUCCCUGUGUGUUUCCACCUGCGAGAAUCAGUGGGGGUCAAGCUGGUCUGGGUGGCUGUGGUGGGAGACUGGCUCAACCUCAUCUUCAAAUGGAUCCUGUUUGGCGAGCGUCCCUAUUGGUGGGUUCAAGAGACUCCUUACUAUGGCAACUCAUCAGCGCCACAAAUUGAACAGUUCCCUAUGACCUGUGAGACUGGUCCAGGAAGUCCAUCGGGUCAUGCCAUGAGUGCUGCAGGGGUUUACUACGCUAUGAUCUCAUCACUCCUCGCCAUUCUCCUCAAGGAACAUGGGGGUCACAUCAAGAACUGGUGUGUCCGCGGGACCCUGUGGGCUGUCUUCUGGUGUGUGCAGGUGUGUGUCUGCCUCUCUAGGGUUUUCAUCGCUGCCCACUUCCCUCACCAGGUUAUCGCUGGGGUCGUCACAGGCAUCCUGGUGGCGGAGGCCUUUGACCGGGCCCAGUGGAUCUACAGGGCUAGUCUGAGACGCUACACCUACACCACCCUCUCCCUGCUCUCCUUCACCGUGGGCCUCUACCUGGUCCUCAGGGGCCUGGGGGUGGACCUGCUCUGGACCCUGGAAAAGGCCCAGCGCUGGUGCCAGCGGCCCCAAUGGGUCCACAUAGACACCACACCCUUCGCAAGCCUCCUACGCAACACCGGCACUCUGUUAGGCCUGGGCUUGGGCUUGCAUUCGCCCCUCUACACCGAGGCCCGGAGAGCAGGAAGUGGCGCCACCUACAGGCUGGCAUGUGUGGGCACCACACUGCUGCUGCUCCACCUACUGGACUCAUUCAGGCCACCAGCCCACACCAGGGCUCUGUUCUACCUGCUGUCUUUCUGUAAGAGUGCCACUGUGCCCCUGGCCACUGUGGGCAUAGUGCCCUACUGCGUGGCCUGGGUAGCGGGACAGAACAGGAAGAAACACCAUUUUUUUACUAAUUAGAACUUAUUGUAAUUCUGUGAGAAAUGCCCUGAAGGGACAGCCAGAGACGGACUGUCAUAGGAGAAGCAGGAAGCUUCACCCCAGUUGAAAGGGCUUGAAGGUCGCUCAGUAGACAUGGUUGGCCCUUGUUGCUGAAUGAGGUGGAUGUUUUAGAUUAGAUAUUUUUUCAAAUUUUUUUGUCACAUGCACAGAUGUAGUUGCAGUGUACAGUGAAAUUCUUAAGCUCCGAGCUACAGGUGUGAAUGAAACAAUAAAAAAAUACAACAA